This is a messenger RNA of Lactuca saligna, 2212 nucleotides long. The record is from the annotation of a GenBank genome assembly. Lineage: Eukaryota; Viridiplantae; Streptophyta; Magnoliopsida; Asterales; Asteraceae.
GCUCAACUCAACGGAUCGUCAAAAAUUCCAGCUUCGCAUUUUAGACUUUUCUUUACUCCCCUGUACCCGCACGCAUCCAAUCUUUUCUUCUCUUUUUCUAAUUUCUCUCUCCCCUUUCUCGGUCGACAUUACAAAGGCACGCUAAAUUCUCUCUCUCCAUCUUUGAUCUUUCUCUCUGGCUGUGUACAACUAAACGAUCUGUGAAAUCUCUGCCAAAAUCAUAAGUUUUGAGUUAGGGUUUUGAUUGGAGAAAUGGGAAGUCGGUUGAAGGAGGAUGAGAGGAAUGAGAGAACUAUACGGAAUCUGUUGAAACUUCCUGAGAAUCGGAGGUGUAUUAACUGCAAUAGUCUGGGACCUCAAUAUGUGUGCACAAGCUUCUGGACAUUUGUUUGCACAACUUGCAGUGGCAUACACCGAGAGUUCACUCACAGGGUUAAAUCCGUGUCAAUGGCCAAAUUUACUACUCAAGAAGUUAGUGCUCUUCAAGGAGGAGGAAAUGCGAGUGCCAAGGAAAUAUAUUUCAAAGAAUGGGAUGCUCAACGACAAUCCUUCCCCGAUAGCAGUAAUGUUGAGAGACUUCGGGACUUUAUCAAACAUGUUUAUGUGGAUAGAAGAUACUCGGGUGAGAGAAGCUUUGAGAAGCCUCCUAGAGCAAAAAUGGGGGAAACAACAGAAGACACAUACCAAGGUGGUUCCAGAAGCCCGCCGUAUGAAAACGAGCGGCGUUACAGCGACCGCCCUAGUCCCGGUGGAAGAAGCGACACGAGUUCCAGAAACAGUUACGAUGAAAGGCGCAGUCCGGAAUACAACAACCAAAGCCAAGAUUUCAAAAAAAGUAGCCCUGCGCGUGGUGGUGGUGAUGUUGUCAAUGACUGGCGUCGGGAAGAUAGAUUUUCAAAAACUCCCGACUUAGGCCGCUCCCCUGAUCGCCAAAAAGACAUUUCUAGCCCUCCUUUAGUUAGACCUGUUAGAGAGAUACUCGGAGAAAGUGUCUCCCCUUUGAGAGUCAUUGAACCUCCUCCCAAAACCAAUGGCGGCUCAACUUCUUUACAACCACAGAGAACCGCGUCUUCUAGUAGCCUGGCGUCUUCCAAUGGGAAUCCUCCUGUAACUGAACUAAGAAGAGAAAGCUCUUUGAUUGAUUUUGACACUGAUGAUCCUCAACCUACUCCUUCAACCACUUCGGUCCCACAAACACAGCAAAUUCCGCCUUCUGUUCCUGUUUCGUUAAGCGACAAUUGGGCAAACUUUGAUUCAACUCCAACUCCAACUCCAACUCCAACUCCAGUGGUAACAAAGCCGAUGCCUUCUUCUCAAGCUCCUUCAAGUGGUGCUAACUUGCUUGACAUGCUUUCUGAGUUAUCAGUUCCUGCAUCUGGUAACAACCCACAAAUAUCACUUUUUGGCACAAAUCCUCCUCCUCCUGCUGCUGUUGCACCACCAUCGGCGUUUGCCGCUGGCGGUGGUCCGGCGGCACCAUCACCGCCACCGUUUGAUGCGUUUGGGAACUCUGGUGGUGGACCACAGUGGCAAAAUGUGCAGCCUCAGCAAAACGUUAUGCAGCCUCCUGCAUUGUUUAAUCAGGCUCCAACUACAAGUGUAGAUUCUCAAGUUACAUCUAAACCUGCUGCUAAACAAGAAUUACCUGCGGAUUUAUUUACUUCAAGUUAUUCACCUUUUGGUGGACAGGGUGCUCAAGGGUGGUACCCUGCUCCUCAAUAUGGGAUGGGAUUCAACAUGCAAUAUAAUGUUCCAAUGCAGCAGCAGAUGCCAGCAGCAUUUGGGCAGCCGCCAAGAUCAGCAAAUCCAUUUGAUGUGAAUGAAUCAGCUCCAACAAUGUUCCCUUCGAUGGCUCCGUUGCAGAAUGCGUUACCAAACAUGGGACCUCCUCCAUCAGGUGUACAGCAAGCAUGGAUGCCCUCUCAACCUUCUCAUCCUUUAGCAACGCCACCAUAUGGAUCAUCAAUGCCCUCUGGCCCAUUCAUGGGGCAACCACCUCCAAACGUCCCGUCUCAACCUCAACCCAGGGGGCAAGUAGGAAAUUUUGGAUACGACCUCAGUUCUUUUGGUUCCUUGAAUAAUCCCAAUCAACAACAAAACACCUUCUCUUCAAACCCAUUUGGGUAAUUCAAAAAACCACAAAAAAAAAAAAAUCCUGAAUAUAAAUUGGUAAUGAAUCAAGGAAGGAGCAUUUGCAUUGCAUCAUCUGAUU